This is a messenger RNA of Erigeron canadensis, 2298 nucleotides long. RefSeq names its product ankyrin-1-like. The record is from RefSeq and is a predicted model, not a curated record. The coding region runs from base 1 to 2298 and encodes 765 amino acids. The transcript has 4 exons. Lineage: Eukaryota; Viridiplantae; Streptophyta; Magnoliopsida; Asterales; Asteraceae. Gene Ontology annotation, molecular function: protein binding.
AUGACGGUAUACAACGCCGGCGACUCCAAAGGCGGAGCGAGAUACGUUGCCAUGAAGCACGUAUUUCCUGUAGAAGAUUACCAAGAGAAAAUAUCAAGACGACUCGUUGAAGCUGCACAUGCUAAUGAUCAGAAAACAGCGUUUGAGUGCUUGGCAGAUCCUUUUGUCGAUGUUAACUUUGUUGGGACCGUGUGUUUGAGUUCUAAGAAGUCGGAAAUCAUGUUACAUGAUGAGUCUCCUAGUGAGGUUCUGAUCGAGUUUGAAGAGUUUAAUACGGAUGUUACUGCUCUCUUUUUGGCUGCCCAUGCUGGAAACGUGUCACUAGUUAGAAAGCUCCUGAGUGUUGGAGCAAAUGUAAACAAGAAAUUGUUCCGUGGCUACGCGACCACAGCAGCGGCUAGGGGAAACCAUGUUGAGAUACUAGAGUUGUUACUAGAAGGUGGAGCUUUUCAGCUCGCGUGUGAGGAGGCUUUGCUUGAAUCUAGCCAACUCGGUUUACCCAGACCGGCUAAAAUUCUGAUGGCAUCUGAGCUCAUUCGACCUAACAUUGCAGUUCAUUCUUUAGUUAAUGCAUCGUGCAGAGGAUUUGUUGAUGUUGUCGACACACUUAUGAAGUGUGGAGUAGACAUGAAUGGAACAGCCCGACUUUUGCUUCGGUCAUCCAAGCCCUUUUUACAUGCCAACGUUAGUUGUAAUGCCCUUGUUGCUGCCACAGUUAAUAGGCAUAUCUCUGUUGUUCGGCUUCUUCUACAGGCUGGUGCAAGAACAGACACCAAGGUUAGCCUAGGAGCAUGGUCAUGGGAUAUGACCACAGGAGAAGAAUUUCGAGUAGGUGCUGGACUAGCCGAGCCAUACGAUAUUACAUGGUGUGCUGUUGAGUAUUUUGAAGAAACGGGCACAAUUUUGAACAUGCUUCUUCAAUACAGCUCCCCAAAUGUUUCUCAUUUCGGCAGAACAAUUAUCCACCAUGCCAUCCUUUGUGGAAACCUAAAAGCAGUUGAGGUUUUGUUAAAGUCCGGUGCUGACCCCGAGCUCCUGAUUCCAACCACCCAAGGGAAUGGGUUCCGGUUAGUUCAUUUGGCUGCGCGGUUAGGUUAUUAUGGUGUGCUGAACCACCUAAUUAACUCGGGUUGUAAUUUUGACUCGAGAACAGAAUCAGGGGAAACUGCAUUGAUGAUUUGUGCACGGUAUAAACAUGUUGACUGUCUUAAGCUUCUAGCUGCGUCUGGUGCUGAUUUCGGUUUGGUUAAUACUGCUAACCAGUGUGUUCAGUCGGUUGCUAGUUCGGCUAGAUGGACACUUGGGUUAAGACAAGCUAUUUUAGACGUGGUUCGAACUGGGAAGGUUCUUUUUUCAAGUGACACUUCAAUAUUUUCAACUUUGAUGUUUGUUACACGAGUAAAUGAUAUUGAAUCUUUGAAAAAGAUUGUUGAUAAACCGGGUUUAGUUGACCUUGAUGAACAAGAUGAAAAUGGGUACUCGGCUGUUAUGGUUGCUGCUACAAAUGGUCAUGUGGAGGCCUUUCGGCUGCUUGUUUAUGCUGGAGCAAAUGUUAACCUUCAAAACAAGUAUAACGAAACCGCAAUUAGUUUAUCAGGAGCAAAUGUAGAUUGUGGUGCCUUUGAAAAAGUUUUACAAGAAUAUGCACUUACUAAAGGUACCCCUACCUCAUGUAACAAUACAUUUUACACCCUCCAUCGUGCGGUAUUGAAAGGCAAUUUUGAUGCUGUACAAACGUUAACAAAUGGUGAAAAUGACAUAAAUGCCCCUGAUGGUGACGGAUACACGCCACUUAUGUUAGCCGCACGAGAAGGUCACGGGAGAAUAUGUGAGCUUUUGAUCUCAAAAGGCGCCACUUGUGACAUUGAGAAUGCGAGGCAUGAAACAGCCCUAAAGUUAUCACGUGCACACGCUGGUGGAAAUGAUGCUGAAGGAGUCUUAUUAGACCAUUUGGCUCGCGGGCUGGUGUUAACUGGGGGUCGGGUCAAGAAGCAUUGUAAAGCGGGUAAAGGGUGCCCACAUAACAAAAGGUUAGUUAUGGUUGAAGGGAGUGGGUUAUUGAGGUGGGGGAAAUCGAGUAGGCGGAACGUGGUGUGUAAAUGGGCUGAGGUGGGCCCAAGCUCUUCGUUUAGGUGGAACCGGAGGAAGAAAAACGACUGUGACGAGGCUGGCUUGUUUCGGGUGGUUACUACGAAGAAUAAGGAAGUACAUUUUGUGUGUGAGGGUGGUGUUGAGAUGGCCGAGUUAUGGGUUAGGGGGAUUAAAAUUGUGACACGAGAAGCUAUCUUUGGGAAGUGA